AUGGCAGCCAGACCCACUCUCGCUCUUCCUCAGACCUCUGCGAGGUUUGAAAUGGAAAGGGCCAAUUCCCCUUCUUCUUCGUCGGAAAGUCUUACGGAGAGGAGGCCAAAUGUCAAGCUUUCGGAGCCGCCAAAGCCAAGAUUCUCGAAUACGACUCUAAAAUAUGCUCAGAUGCCACUUCCAACACCUCCAGAUUCCGCCGGGCUCAUGGAAGGAUACAAACUGCAGUUGACUCUUAUGCCACCAACGCCAGGUCAAGCCCCUUCUGGAUAUUCGACACAAGUUGCAAAGGCUAGGAGAAAGUCCCAAGUUCUUCCAUAUCUUCUUACUGUUGAGGACGUAGAAGACCAAACGGAGUGCUUUUCUCCCAGUUCUACCAACUACUCUGGGGCCUCUGAAUUUGGGGAUAAUUACAGCCGGUCUGGUAGAGACUCGGGAUACACUGCCGCUGCAGAUGCUCCCCCAGUCCCUCCUCUCAGCCCAACCGUGACCAAUAUGUCGAAGAAUGGAUCGAAGCGAAAGUCCUCCAGACUCAGCAUCCAGACUUCUGCAGCUGAUCUGAUGAAAGAAUUCAAUCCCGAGACAGUUGUUGUCCCAAGGCCACCGGCAACUACCAGCUUGAUCGUUUUAAACGACGGUCGCAGAAUGACAAUGCAGAGCGAGGGUGCCAUAACUAACGCAACUAUUCCAAUGACUCCAAUUACCCCAAAGACCCCAAUUUCACCAUCUCUACCUUUGGCCAAGGCUAUCAGAUCAUCCGGUCUAUCCCUCGCCGAGCGAAGAGCCCUUGCGAAGUCGGGCGCCAAGGUCCCCGCCCCUCUGGCAUCACCAGUUACAAACGAAGAUGGUGAAAGACUACCUACUAGCCCUCCACCAUUGACCUCCAGGAGUGCAGCCCAUGUCGAGGCUGGCCGUUUGGCUACUCCUCGCACUGCUACUCCCAGAACUGCCAACUUCAACAAUAUUCCAAAGCCAGAGGUCUCCACCCCUCGCAGCGCAACAUUCGCAGUCCUUCCAGCUCCUCCAUCUGCCGCUCUCCCCACCCCGAGAAGCGCAGCCAUGUUCUCUCCUACAAGAACUCAAGUAUUCGGACCCUACAUUCCUCACCAGAAUGUACCAGUUGCUCAGUCACCAGCCAAAGCUAGCUUUGCCUCCCCAAAGUCUGCAACUUUCUCCCCCAGAAGCAUCGCCUUCAGCCCAAUUCACGAGGACGUUGACCGUGAAAAAUUGCGGACUCCAACUGCAGUCAACAUGCUAGUUGAGCGAGCUCAAGAAAGCCAGCAGGGUUUCGUUUCUGGUCUUAUGUCCCCAGUCGUUCUAAACCAGUUCCAAAGCUUGUGGAAUGUCGCCAACGGCCAAAUGAUCGCGAACCAGACUUUCUCCAUGGGCAUGUUCCGUGAAGAUUCUUUCACUUUCACUGGUGCCGAACACUUCACAUUUGGUGCCGACGCUAGCGCUGCCUUCUACCGUCUUUCUGCUCAUCCUUCUCACCAACAAGAUGCUUUGUUCUCCGAUCUUAAGAUUCACCGAUCGAACCCAGCUACCCAAUUUGAAAUUCCAGUCAUCCAUCUCCAACUCGAGGCCCCAACUCUUGAGGCCUCUGGUGUCGUUGCCUUGAUUUAUCCUCAGGUUGCCGGCAUGGUAGAGGAUAGGAAAUAUGACAUCAAAAAGAACCCAAAGUUUGAUGUUGGUGACGAAGCCGAAUGCUGCAGACUAGUCUACGAGCCUGGUAAGGGAUUUGCUCUUUUCCACCCAGCCAAGGACGAGGAAGGUGGAUGGCUCAACGUCGUUGUUAAUGGUCGUGUUGGUUUUGAUGUUAUCGGAGCCGAUGGAAGCAUCUCUAUUUGCUCUUCAACUCACGAUGAACCGCUCGUCACUCUUGACUUCGGCACAGCACAGUUGUCCGUUAAUACUGCUGCCUGCAGCACUAUCAACUCUUUUUACAUUGUUGACGUCGCAGCUGCAGCUGUUAUGACUGUUGCUACUGUUGAGGGUCGCCGACUUCGAGCCAUCCAGGAGGAUCUUGAUCAAAUUCUUGCAUACGAGCUUGCCACUAGCCCUGAUAUGAAUCAACUCAGCCCACAAGCAGCCUUCAAGCCCACCUUCGACUACUCCUUUGCCGCCGCCGUUGGACGCAAGAGUGAAGAGUUCCCAACUAGGAAGCGCACUGGUGGAGGGAAGAAAAAUUCCGGUGUCGGUAAAACACUCGACGAUUUCAUCAGGGCCCUUGUCCGAUUCCUCAAGUCACUCUCCGGCAAGAAGCAAAAGAAGUCGCGAAAGCCAUCCGUCGUGAACGAGCGAAACUCCCCGCCACCAGCUCAUUUCGCAUCUCCACGCAAUGACUUGGAGGAAUUCGAAUUCCCCUUUCAACGCCAGAGUCCUCGUACCGCCAGCAUCCACUCCCGCAACAACAGCUACCCAACCGUCGAGGUCAACCUCCCUCGUCCACCAUCCGCAGCAUACGUCAAAGACCGUGCUUCUCGAGAUCUUUCUACUCAUCACUGA
This is a messenger RNA of Orbilia oligospora ATCC 24927, 2505 nucleotides long. RefSeq lists its product as uncharacterized. NCBI's taxonomy places the organism in Eukaryota, Fungi, Ascomycota, Orbiliomycetes, Orbiliales, Orbiliaceae. The record is from RefSeq and is a predicted model, not a curated record. The transcript has a single exon. Bases 1 to 2505 code for a protein of 834 amino acids.